Choloepus didactylus (southern two-toed sloth) is the source of this 213-nucleotide messenger RNA. It is a transcript of the gene DEFB107B, whose product is annotated as defensin beta 107B. Lineage: Eukaryota; Metazoa; Chordata; Mammalia; Pilosa; Megalonychidae. Gene Ontology annotation, biological process: defense response to bacterium; cell chemotaxis; innate immune response. Gene Ontology annotation, cellular component: extracellular region. The record is from RefSeq and is a predicted model, not a curated record. The transcript is spliced from 2 exons. The coding region runs from base 1 to 213 and encodes 70 amino acids. Gene Ontology annotation, molecular function: chemoattractant activity; CCR6 chemokine receptor binding.
AUGUCUGGAGUCAUGAGAAUAUUUUUCUUAAUUUCUGCCGCCCUCAUUCUUCUUGCUCACAUUUGUCCAGCAAGGGGCUCACUUCCGAGACAACUGCAUUGUCGUGAAAUGAAUGGUCGCUGUGAAGCAGAAUGUCUUAACUUCGAAGAAAAGAUUGGGGGCUGUAGAGCUGAUUUAACACCAUUUUGCUGCAAAAAACGGAAGAAAAAUUAA